Molecule: messenger RNA, 399 nt
Organism: Coniosporium apollinis CBS 100218
Lineage: Eukaryota; Fungi; Ascomycota; Dothideomycetes
Exons: 2
Coding region: 1-399 (132 amino acids)
Biological process (GO): chromatin remodeling
Cellular component (GO): Ino80 complex
Source: RefSeq, a predicted model, not a curated record
AUGCCCGUCAGCGCCAAUUGCAACAGCGGCGAUCUUACCAACGACCCGCUCGCGAAAGGCCCAUUCGGCGGUGUCACGCCCAUCACAUCAUCCAAACUCAAUCCGAAAGCCAAUCAGGGCGCCAUCAACGCCAACCUUCGCGCACUUGACAGGACGGGCAAGCCGUGCCGCAAGUGGGAGCGUAAGGGCUUCCAGCUUAAGAGUUUCACUGGCGUCACGUGGAGUAUUCCCACAUGGCGUGCCCCAAACAAGAGUGCCGUCGAGUUCAGCGGCGACGUAAAGAGCGACUCCUCUACUCCCAGUGACGUCAAGAUGAGCGACGCGGUUGCAAGCGACAAGAGCAAUAGUGGUCCGGAUGCUGUGAUGCUGCCUCCACCACUACCAGCGUCGUCGCCCUGA